Messenger RNA from Microsporum canis CBS 113480, 564 nucleotides. RefSeq names its product 60S ribosomal protein L12. The transcript is spliced from 4 exons. Gene Ontology annotation, cellular component: ribosome; cytosolic large ribosomal subunit. The coding region runs from base 1 to 564 and encodes 187 amino acids. The record is from RefSeq and is a predicted model, not a curated record. Gene Ontology annotation, molecular function: structural constituent of ribosome; large ribosomal subunit rRNA binding. Gene Ontology annotation, biological process: translation. NCBI's taxonomy places the organism in Eukaryota, Fungi, Ascomycota, Eurotiomycetes, Onygenales, Arthrodermataceae.
AUGCGUAAGUAUCAUCUCCUCUGGUAUAACAUGCCAGAUCCAACCGAAGUCAAGGUGAUCGUAGCUGACAAUUCGUUUUUUUAUAGUCACCUGAGAGCCACUGGUGGUGAAGUCGGUGCCCAGUCCGCUCUCGCUCCCAAGAUCGGUCCUCUCGGUCUGUCUCCCAAGAAGAUUGGUGAAGAUAUUGCGAAGGCCACUGGUGACUGGAAAGGUCUCCGUGUUACGGUCAAGCUUGUCAUCCAGAAUCGUCAGGCUACUAUCUCCGUCGUUCCAUCUGCCUCCUCUCUUGUCAUUAAGGCUCUCAAGGAGCCCCCACGUGACCGUAAGAAGGAAAAGAACAUCAAGCAUUCGAAGUCCAUUCCUUUCGAUGAGAUUGUGGAGAUUGCUCGCAUAAUGAGAUCGCGCUCUUUGGCAAAGGAGCUCCGCGGAACUGUUCUUGAGAUUUUGGGUACUGCUUUCAGCGUCGGCUGCCAAGUCGAUGGACGCAGCCCUAAGGAUGUUAGCGACGACGUCAAGGCCGGUGAAAUUGACGGUACGUGGUCUCUUCCUAUUAUUCGGGUUUGA